UGGUCAACCCAGGGGGAGAAAAGGAAGAGAGAUGGGUUAUGCAUUUUCUCUAUUACUUGUCUUUGAUUAUUAAUAUUAAUGAUACAUAUGAGCCCCUACUUGCUACUUCUUCCUCCCUAAAAUUUCUUUCUGCGCCUAAUAAUUUCCCCCUCUAUUUACUUCCACAACAACUCGCCAAUAUAUUUCAAAACUCUCUGCAGCUUCGUACCUUAUAAUUUUAUGUCAAUAAGGUCAUAAAUCUUCCAUAACAAUGGUAUCAUCAGAAGAUAUCUGCAACAUCGGCCUUAGUCUUAGCUCAACCUCUAUUUAUCACAGGCCGGAUGAUCACCAUCCUCACCAGACCAAGAAGAACAAGUCGCUGCUGAAAUUCGAUGAUGUGUUGCCAUCUCUUACGUUGCGAUUAUCAGCAUCAUCAGAUCAAGAAGAAAAAGUCGAUGGUGAAUCCAUAGCUUUACAUCGACAGGUUUCUUCGCUCAGUACUACUGCAAUAUCAUCACACUCCAAUUCCAGUGUGAAGAGGGAGAGAGAUCUCAGCGGGGAAGAAGUGGAGCUUGAGAAAGAGUCUUCAAAGAUAUUGAGCGAUGAUCAUCAAGACGAAGCUGCAAGUGUAAUAAGGAAGAAGCUUAGGCUUACCAAAGAACAAUCGGUCGUCUUAGAAGCCAGCUUCAAAGAACACAGCAAUCUUAAUCCUAAGCAAAAGGAUGCCUUGUCUAAACAGCUGAAUCUACGGCCGCGGCAAGUGGAAGUUUGGUUUCAGAACAGGAGAGCUAGGACUAAGCUGAAGCAAACUGAAGUGGAGUGUGAUCUAUUGAAAAAGUGUUGUGAGACACUAACAGAUGAGAACAGAAGGCUGCGGAAGGAGCUACAUGAUCUGAGAUCACUGCGAGAAAAGCCGCAACCGUUUUGUGUGCAGAUUCCGGCCGCCACCCUUACGGUCUGCCCAUCCUGCGAGAGGGUUGGUGGCGGCGGCGGCGUCGACAGUGAAAACACCUCCAAAACUCCUUUCUCAGUUGGAGCAAAGCCUCACUUCUAUAAUCCCUUUAACCAUCCAUCUGCAGCUUGCUAACAAGUCAAGUUUACUGUGAAAUUCCUGUACGUAGGAAGUAGCGGCAUCUCCAUCUCUCUCCCUCUCCACAUUAAUAUACAUAUAUCUAUGUUCGUACAUCUUUAACAAAAGCCUAUGAAGGAUAUAUGCUCAAAGUUUUAAUAUAUGAUUGUGAAUUGGAAUGUACAAGUGAAAUUUGCUUUUAGUUGCCUA
Messenger RNA from Diospyros lotus (date-plum), 1258 nucleotides. Its product is annotated as homeobox-leucine zipper protein HAT22-like. Bases 251 to 1066 code for a protein of 271 amino acids. The transcript has 3 exons. Gene Ontology annotation, biological process: regulation of DNA-templated transcription. Gene Ontology annotation, molecular function: sequence-specific DNA binding; DNA-binding transcription factor activity, RNA polymerase II-specific. Lineage: Eukaryota; Viridiplantae; Streptophyta; Magnoliopsida; Ericales; Ebenaceae. The record is from RefSeq and is a predicted model, not a curated record.